AAAAAAGGAAUGUGGAUGAUGAGUUUGAAGAACGAACUUACAAUCGCCAUGGAUAUCACACAGUCCAAUACGCUCACUAUGGCCGGGAAACAAGACGACGAUAUCGCAAUCCGCAUCCAACAAAUAUCAGGAAUCGUACGCAGAUAUACCAGAUUCCUGCGGAAAAUAAAAACCCGAGACAAUCUCCUGAGAUACCUAGUGAAACUUUUAAUUUCGAUGAAAUCCCUCAUCAACCAGUCCACAACAAUCAUUAUCAUGCGGGAAGUUAUGACACGGCACAAGAAAAAGAAAAUAUUCCCGUUAUUCCGCAAACUGAUCAUCGUACCGAUAAUAUACGAAGAGGUUUUGGAGAUUCUGCCGCCCAUGUUCAUCAUUUUAAUUUUCAGAUGCCUGAAGAAAGCAAUAAAGCUAACAAUCCUAUCGGUUUACCAGAAACUAAGAAUCGUGUACUUUCUAAUCAGCUAGUGAACAUUUCUGACAGAAAAAUUUCAAAUUCUAUCCUUGACAGUGAAGGAAAUGUAUCUGUUUUAGAGAAUCCCACUGCUACCGAUUUACAUUCCGGAUCUCAUGUUCGAUCUUCCUCACAAUUUUAGGAAUAACUAUUCUUCAUUUCGAAAGAGCACUAAUGGAAAUCCUCAGGAUAAUUCACAGCAUAUUGUACCUAAUUUUAAGUAUGGUAGAAGUUCCGUAAAUAACGAAAUAUAUAAUGGUAUAAAAGAAACUUUUCCUGCUGUUUCUGAAAAUAUUAACAGUUUUUUUAAGACUUCUUUGGGUGAAAAUGCUGGUAUUAUUUCAUCAUUUCAAUAUUCUUUUCCAAACAAAGUGGAGAAUAUCGUGAAUACAGAUCAUGAUAAAAACAUUUCCAGCAUUCCUUUUGUUCCAGAUCGAGAAAGCCGAAUUGAAUACCUCGGAAAUUUGUAUUCAGAGUUUGACAACUUUUCUCCAACUUUUAAACCAGAAAAUGAAAAAUUAAAAUUACACAAAAGUCACCUAAGUAGUCAUGUAAAGACUGAUGAACGAAUACCAAAUGCUAAACUUUACAGACAAAGUGCCACCAGAAAUCGUAAUAUUGAAACAGAGGCUUUAGCGGAAGAGAAACUACACAAUGUAAAUGGAUAUGAACCACAAAUUAUUGAUCAAGUAGGAGAUACCCCAAGUACUACCGAAUACCCAGAUGUAUCUAUUAAUGUACUCGAGAUCCCUAAAAUAACAAACAAAUUUGAGAACCUAAGCAACAGAGCAAAAUCAAAUAUAGCUGGACAAAACAAUGAAGACAUUCGCACAGAAUUUGAAGGAUUUUAUGAUUUGCGUGGCAAUUAUCCUUCUUCUCGUAAUAAUCAAAAUCUUAAUUCUAGUAUUCAUCAGCAACUAAACGGUGAAGAGAGACAGCAAUUCCUAAUUCCCAAUUCCCAUACAUUUACCAACCAUAUAUCUUCACAGGUUAACGCUUAUGAUAAUUUGAAACACAAAAGUAACGUUUCUUAUCCACAUAACACGAAAUCAACGACUCCAAGGGAAGAAAUUCUCUACACCACAUCUUCUCCUGAACAUGAAAGCAUAAUAAAUACACAGAGCAAUUAUUUUAAUAAAAUUAAUAAUUUAACAGCCACAUUUUACAAUAAUCCAAAUUUUGAUGCAAAUAAUAUUAUUCUUACAGAUACCACGAAAUUAACAGCGCUGGCGGAAGAAUUUCCCUACACUAUAUCUUCUUCUGAGCAUAAAAGGAUAAUAAAUGCGCCAAGUAAUUACAUUAAUGAGGUUAAGGAGCUAAAUGCUACAACUUACAAUAAUCCAAAUAACCGACACAUCUUUCAAACAUUUAGUCACUCUGCAAGAAACUCGCCUACUAAGCAGAAUGCAUUCUCAUCAAACGUAAUCAGUUCAAAUGAAUUUUUGUUCUCAAAUACUCUUGAUAAGGAUAGAAUUUCAGAACCAAAUGCAUUAAAUAUUAUUCCUAAACCAUAUGCAAUUGCAGAACUACCAACAAUGGGUAAAAGCAUUUCUAUUCCCAGCCACCGCUCAGAUCUUCCAAGCGAAAAUACACUUGACGAAAAUAUCGAUAAUAAUGCUUCUUCUAACUCUGAAAUUAAUAAAGAUAAUAUUUUUUCCAAACCUAAUGGAAAUAAUACAAAUAAGUAUAAUCUACAUACAGAUAUAAAACCUAACUUAAUCACUGAGGACGAAACCUCUCCUCGUAGGAUAAGAUUUCAGAAUGUCUUGCGUGAUUUUAAGCCAGACAAAAUAAUAAUUGAUGUCGGAAAAUUAUCAACUGAACAACCACCAGACAGUACAUCAGAUUUUAGACACAGAACCAAAACAAAUGACUCUCCCACUAACAGAACCUUUAACAAUGUUAUAAAAGCAAGAGACAAGCAAAGUGAACAGUCCGCGGGGACAACAUUUCGCAGCCAUCCUAUUUAUAUUACAAGGGGUCCAAGAUUAAGAGAAAAUCACAGUAUACAGAAACAAAGACAUAAUGGCGUCACUUUUCAUGUAAGAAAAGACGUAUUUCCCCGUCAAGAGCAGCUCAAUAACUCCCACCAGCAAGGGCAUUCACGAUUAAUUUAUAGUCGUAAUGAAAUCCCUCUUCAAAGCGAAAUAGUUUCUGCUCAUCAGUUCAGGCAUCCACAUCAGUAUGAUCAUCAGUUACAAAUGAAUGUUUUACCACCAGGUGUUUCAAUGCACCCAAGACAUCCACAAGCUCCUUAUGCCAAUAUGGUCCAUGCCAAUAUGAUACAAUCUUUGCCUCAAUCAAACUCUGACCACACGUCUCACCGACAACGUCAUCAUCGGAAAAAGGAUCGCUUUACAAAUUCUUGUUGCAAAACAACUGAAAGUUCGAGUACUCGACAAUCUUGCUGCAGAAGUGGUAGUUCUUGUUGUUCAGGCCUCCGAAGAACGUUACCUAGAACAUCAUGCUGUUCUUCAAAAAAUAACCAUAACAAACAGGUACAUUUUCCUUAUCGAAACCAGAAACAAGUUCAAAAUGACCAGCCUCAACCACAAGUAACAGGAAAACUACUGGAUACGAGAAAUCGUUGCCAAAAGGAAAAAAUGUGCAGGACUGUUUAUGAAAGCACCCAACAAGUUAUGGUGUGCCGAAGCGUAAAUAUUGCAGGUUGCUGAUAAAAACUUUUAAUUUAAAAUCAUUGACCUUAAACUUUCGUUUUGUUCACAUGUCCAUACUGAGUGCCAAGAUAAAAGUGUCAAAUAAAAGAUUUCGUUACUACGGUGUUUUAAAAAUUGA
Stegodyphus dumicola is the source of this 3247-nucleotide messenger RNA. RefSeq lists its product as uncharacterized. The record is from RefSeq and is a predicted model, not a curated record. NCBI's taxonomy places the organism in Eukaryota, Metazoa, Arthropoda, Arachnida, Araneae, Eresidae.